GCCCAUAAUACUAAAAGACACAAAAAUCCAAAAUCAGUGGCAAAAUUGCAUCGAAAUCGAGACAAUCAACUGUAGCUCAUCAUUCGGCGUUUUAUGUAUUUUAGAAUUAGGAUUAGGAUAGAAUAGGAUUGGGAUAGGAUAGGUUAGGAUAUUUCAAACGAGGAGGAAUCCGUCAAGGGCGCACUAACAGGAACAGGAACGGGGAUCCUCAUGACGUCAGUCCCAGGUACUGUAAGUUCCAUUUUGCUGCUAUUAUUGGUUGAGUGUGCUGCAAGGCCUUUCUACCCGCUUCCUAGCAGAAGAAAUGAUAGAAGUAAACAACCACUGCAAACUUUUCGACCUUACAACAUCGCACAUCGAGGGUCAAGUGGUGAAUUUCCUGAGGAGACUGCCUCUGCAUACAAGAGAGCUAUUGAAGAGGGUGCUGACUUCAUAGAAACUGAUAUACUAGCAUCCAAAGAUGGUAUUCUUAUAUGCUUCCAUGAUUUAACACUUGAUGCUACAACUGACAUUGCUCAGCACAAGAAGUUUGAAAGUCGAAAGAGGACCUAUGAGGUCCAAGGCAAGAACAUCACUGGCUAUUUUACCAUUGAUUUCACGCUAGAAGAACUGAAGUCAUUGCGUGUCAACCAGAGAUCUCCUUUCAGGGAUCAACAAUACAAUGGAAAAUUUUCUAUUAUUAUCUUUGAAGAUUUCAUAUCAAUUGCACUAGGUGCUCCCAGGGUGGUGGGGAUAUAUCCAGAGAUAAAAAAUCCAGUAUUUAUCAACCAACAUGUGAAAUGGCCAAUUGGUAAGAAAUUUGAAGACAAGUUUGUGGAUACAUUGAAGAAGUAUGGAUACAAGGGAACUUAUUUGUCAAAACAAUGGUUGAAACAGCCUGCAUUUAUUCAGUCUUUUGCUCCAACAUCUUUGAUUUACAUCUCACACCUGACAGACCUGCCUAAGAUCCUCCUAAUUGAUGAUGCCACUACACCUACUCAAGACACCAAUCAGUCAUACUGGGAAAUCACUUCCAACAGUUACUUUGACUUCAUCAAAGAUUAUGUCGUGGGCAUUGGACCUUGGAAAGAUUCAAUAGUUCCUGCUUCAAAUAAUUAUCUGCAAACACCUACUGAUCUUGUUACAAGAUCACAUGCUUACAACCUUCAGGUGCACCCAUUCACUUGCCGGAAUGAGAAUGUGUUCUUACAUUUUAACUUCAGUCAAGAUCCAUAUAAUGAGUACGAUUACUGGAUCAAGAAGAUUGGAGUUGACGGGCUUUUCACGGACUUUACAGGCAGCCUCCAUCACUACCAAGAAUGGACCAAUCCUUUCUCAAUGGGAGAGGAAAGUGCAUCUAAACUACUAGACAAGAUUGCAUAUAUGAUCUCCAAAUUUAGAAAUUCUUAUAACUAAAUUCCAAUUUUAUCUUCUUCUUUUUUCUUGGUUUUAUGGUAUGAGGACUAAGCUAGUGCUUGCAGAAUUAAAUUUCUCGAGUAUUUUGUAAUGAUUAUGUAUUUUGGUUAAGAGGUGUUACUGAGAAAAUAAUAUCGCACGUAUGUAGAGUUUCUGAUUCAGCUUGACAGUUGAAACGGUGUAUUGAGUGUAUUGCAAAACAGAAGAAACUAAUUUGGGAUA
Messenger RNA from Coffea eugenioides, 1617 nucleotides. Its product is annotated as glycerophosphodiester phosphodiesterase GDPD6-like. The coding region runs from base 211 to 1395 and encodes 394 amino acids. The transcript has 8 exons. Gene Ontology annotation, biological process: lipid metabolic process. Gene Ontology annotation, molecular function: glycerophosphodiester phosphodiesterase activity. Gene Ontology annotation, cellular component: vacuole. The record is from RefSeq and is a predicted model, not a curated record. Lineage: Eukaryota; Viridiplantae; Streptophyta; Magnoliopsida; Gentianales; Rubiaceae.